UGAAAGUGGACUUCCGUAAUUUUGUCAGAAUGUUUUGGAUUUAAUGGGCUUUUUUUUUUUAGUCUGCACAGCUGAAUCUUCAACAACGUGUCUGUAAGCAGCUGGAACUAUGUUUCCAAAGAUUUUUUAUAUAUGUGUGAAAUUAUUCAGCGCUAUGCACGUCGCAUCAUCUGCAGACCUGCAGCUUGGCAUGCCAAAUGUUUGCGCCAACCAGGAGGUGUCCAUGUUGGGGGUCCGCCAGCCCUGUGUUCAGGCUUUUACCCGCAUGAUGCAGGUGUGGAAGCAGGGCUGCACAGGCCGCAGAUGGUGUGUGGGAUUUGAGAGAAGGACUGCAUACUACACAGCAUACAGGCAAGCGUACAGCAUGGAUUUUCACACAGUCUAUAAAUGUUGUCCCGGUUGGGGUCAUAAAGAUAAUGAGAUGGGCUGCCUACAUAGGGUGUGCAGUGCUAAUGCCUGUCUUAAUGGUGGGAGAUGUGCAGAGACGGGGGAGCGUAUUUGUCACUGUCCAUUAGGUUUCAAAGGUCCCCGGUGCCAGUAUGACAUUAAUGAAUGUGAAGUGGAUGAAGGCGGCUGUGAGGGUUACUGCUGCAACACCAUUGGGAGCUACUACUGCAAAUGUCCUGAAGGCAGCAAAGUGGGGCCAGACGGCAAGGCUUGUAAUGAUAUAAAUGAGUGUGAUGAGCUCAAUGGAGGAUGCCAACAAACUUGUGUCAACACGGCAGGUUCUUAUCAUUGCGAGUGCAGCGAGGGAUUCCGUAUGCACUCUGAUGGUCGAACCUGCGUUGCUGUAAAUUCUUGCUCCAUUUUGAAUGGAGGUUGUGAGCACAAGUGUGUGGAUGUGGGAAACAAUGAGUACAAAUGUGAGUGCAGAAGGAACUACCAGCUGAAACGAGAUGGGAGACACUGUGAACUGAGGGACCUCUGUAAGGAGAGGAAUGGAGGCUGUGCACAGUUCUGCAACUCCGAAGGCGGUAAAGCAAAUUGCAGCUGCCGUUCUGGUUUUAUGUUGUCUGGAGACCAAAAAAACUGUGAAGACAUUGAUGAGUGCAGCUCUGGUCAUGCAAAGUGUUCCCAUGGUUGUAUCAACAUGCUGGGCUCCUUCAGAUGUGUGUGUCAUCCUGGUUUUGAACUCGGUGCGGAAGGCAAGCAGUGCUACCGCAUUGAGAUGGAGAUUGUAAAUAGUUGUGAGAAGAACAAUGGGGGAUGCUCUCAUCAUUGUGAGCAUGUCACCAAUGGCCCCCUAUGCUCCUGUAACCAAGGCUACCGGUUGGACACAGACAGGAGGACCUGUGUAGAUAGUGAUGAGUGUUUGAGUGUGGAGUCCUGCUGCAGCCACCUCUGUAGAAACUACCCCGGUGGCUAUGAGUGCAGCUGCAGAGCAGGCCACAGACUGAGCCCAGAUGGCUGCGGCUGCGAAGAUAUUAAUGAGUGCCUAGCAGAGACCUCGGGAUGUGAACACUAUUGCAUCAACACCUUGGGAACCUAUCAGUGCUUUUGUCGAAUCGGCUUCCGCUUGGAUCUGGAUCAGCACUCUUGCAUCUCCCUGUAUGGCAGUGAGCUGGAUGAGGAAGAGGAGGAAGGGCUGGAGGCUGAGAGAUUGCCUGACCUGCUGUUUCGAAAGGCUCCUCAGCUCUUGCAUUACACGGCAGGCCUGCACGUUCGCCACAGCACUGAUAAUAAUGAUGAUGAUGAUGAUGAUGAUGAUGAUGGUCGUCAUGUUAGUGACAGCGACGAAGAAUUAGAGAUCCACAGAGAGCACAGGGGAGAGCUGAGGCUGGAAAGCACCAUAGUUUGCCUAGAGGGCUCCUUUGGGGAUGACUGUAGUGUGAGCUGUGACGACUGUGUGAAUGGAGCAUGUAGUGAAAACAUGGACCAAUGUGAUUGCUCGCCUGGCUGGACAGGAAUCAUCUGCAACGAGACUUGUCAUCAGGGGAGCUAUGGGAAGUCCUGUAACAGCAUGUGCCACUGUCUGAAUGGAGGCUCAUGUGACCCUGUGACUGGGAAGUGUCUCUGCCCUCUGGGGGUAAAUGGCCAGUUCUGCGAGGACGGUUGCCUGAGGGGCUAUUUUGGAAAGAACUGCAGACGAAAGUGCAACUGCCCCAACAAUGGACCCUGCCAUCGACUUUAUGGAGCUUGCCUCUGCUCUCUGGGAUUAUAUGGUCGUUUCUGCCACCUCGCUUGUCCCAAGUGGACCCACGGAGCAGGCUGUUCCAAGGAAUGUAAAUGUGUCCAAGAGCAAUCCAGCGGCUGUGACCCAAAAACAGGAAGCUGUUUCUGUAAGCCUGCAUAUCACGGUCUGCUAUGUGACAAAGAAUGUGAUCCAGGCUUCUUUGGUGCCGGCUGUGAACAGUCAUGUGACUGUCCAGGUGGAGGGUCAUGUGACCCUAAGACCGGACUGUGCAGCCAAAGAUGUCCUGCUGGGCUUCAGGGGGACCAGUGUCAACUGGCCUGCCAAACAGGAAACUAUGGCGAAAACUGCCGUCUGACCUGUGACUGCGGAGGAGCUUCCUGUGAUCCUGUAACUGGAGAGUGCGACUGUCCUGCUGGGAAGAGAGGAAGUUCUUGCCAGGAAGACUGCCCUGAUGGUUUCUGGGGACUGAAGUGCCAGUUUUCUUGCAGUGUUUGUGAGAAUAGUGGCUCCUGUAACAAGCAAACUGGUAUCUGCAACUGCAAGGCAGGCUCCAUGGGAAAUCUCUGUCAAGAAGCAUGUGAACCUGGUUUUUGGGGCCAAGGCUGCAUUGGAAGGUGUCAGUGUCAGGAUCGCUCUGUGGGCUGUGACCCGGUCAGUGGUCGUUGUGUGUGCGAACCAGGCUACACCGGAGACAACUGUGAAGACAAGUGCGUCAAUGGUCAUUAUGGACAUGGAUGUGCUCAGAAGUGUCUGUGUAAGAAUGAAGCCCUCUGCGACCAUGUGAGUGGAGCCUGCAUCUGCUCACCUGGAUUCACCGGGUAUCUCUGUGAAAAAACGUGCCCGGACGGCUUUUACGGGCUUGACUGUGGCCAGAUGUGCGAGUGCAGGAACGGUGCCCGCUGCCACCACAUCACAGGAGCCUGCCUGUGCACCGCCGGCUGGGCAGGACCACACUGCAUUCUGGAAUGCCAAAAAGGUAGAUUUGGAGAAAACUGCGGUCAGACCUGUAAGUGUCAGAAUGAGGGCAGUUGUGACCACGUCACUGGGCGAUGCAGCUGCACAGAUGGUUGGACUGGAGCCCACUGCCAACUGUCUUGUCCACCAGGACAUUAUGGGGAACAAUGUUCUAACAAGUGUCUGUGUCAAAAUGGAGGCUUCUGUCACAGCGUGACUGGCCAGUGCUCCUGUCCACCUGGACACACAGGGGCUGCCUGUGAGUUAGAGUGUGAAGAAGGAAACUAUGGCGAGAACUGCACACAAACAUGUGGAUGUUUAAACGGAGGGAGUUGUGACAAGGUGACUGGAAAAUGUCUGUGUCUGCCUGGUUGGAUUGGAGAGAACUGUCAAUCAGCCUGUUCUGAGGGAUUCUUCGGGGACCGCUGCGAGCGGAGGUGCGACUGUGCCCACAGUUCCAGUUGCCACCACAUGACGGGUCGCUGUGAGUGUCGGCCAGGCUGGAGGGGAGCCAGGUGUGACAAACCCUGCCUUCCUGGGUUCUACGGCCCUUCCUGUGCCCGGCGUUGUCAGUGCCGCCCUGGGGUGCCCUGUCACCACAAGACGGGGAGUUGUGGCUGCCCAGCUGGACUCACGGGGUUCGGAUGUGAGAAAACCUGCUCUGUUGGCACGUUCGGACAAAAUUGCAGCCAGCUGUGCCGAUGCUCCGGGCUCCAGGAGCAGUGUGAUCCCGCGACAGGGAAAUGCAGCUGCUCACCCGGCUACUAUGGGCCACGCUGUGAGCUUCGGUGUCGAGCCGGUUCAUUUGGGCCAAACUGCAAGUCCAAGUGCACCUGCAUCAAUGGCGGUCGCUGUGACUUUAGGACUGGGACAUGCUAUUGUCAUCCGGGCUACAUUGGAGCUGACUGCAGUUCUCGUUGUCCAGGUGGAUACUACGGGAAGGAUUGUGCAAAGCUGUGCUCCUGUGCUGAAGGAGCGCAGUGCCAUCCAGUAACUGGAAGGUGCAUAUGUGGCCCUGGAAGGACAGGGGCAUCAUGCCAACAGGCUUGUCCAAAAGGACGCUAUGGCCUGCAGUGCAGGUACGCCUGUAGCUGUCAGAAUGGAGCUGUGUGUGAUCCUGUUGAUGGGUCCUGUAAGUGUGGACUGGGCUGGACUGGACCCCAGUGUGAGACAGCCUGUCCUGCAGGAAAAUAUGGCCCUGACUGUGCACAACACUGCCAAUGUCUUAACAAUGCAACUUGCAGACGUUUUACUGGCAGCUGCAGCUGUACUGCUGGGUACUACGGCGACUACUGUCAACAUGAGUGUCCUUCUGGAUUUUAUGGGUUGAACUGUCAGUUCACAUGUGACUGUAACAUGGGCCAAGCAUGUGAUCAUGUGACAGGCAAAUGUUUGUGCCCACCAGGCUUUUAUGGCUCACAAUGUGAAAGACAAUGUGAAAAUGGCAGCUUUGGACUGAACUGUAUGAAGUCCUGUAAUUGCGCUGAUGAGGCAUCAUGUGACCCAUCCACUGGUAGAUGUCUCUGUCUCUCAGGCCAGUGGGGAGAGAGAUGUGAAAAAAGCUGUGAUGGAGACCACUUUGGCCCCAACUGCUCCCUGUUGUGCCAGUGUUUCCAUGGUUCCCACUGUGACAGGGUAAACGGCAGAUGUCUCUGUCCGCUCACCUGGCUCGGAUCGACUUGUAGCAAAGCACGGCUGCACCAAACCUCAGGAGUGCUGAAUAUGUCUGUGUCUCACAGAAAUAGAAGAACAGGCAGCAAAACCACAUAACCCAAACAGAGGUGAAAAUUCCUGACUGGACACUCAAAGUCGGGACUUGGCUCUGCGUAGCUUUGCUCUGAUCAUCUUUGAGAAGCUUAUAUUGGAUCUAUGGAGCUGGUACUCGGUUGUCAGAGGCUGGCACUCCUUCACCGAGUCUGAGACAAUCAACCACAGAUACCAGCAUGUGAAAUGUUUCUGGAGGACCAUAAACUCAGGUCUGAUUCAAGGUGGUUUUACAAGCCCAACACACACAAAUACCUGCAGAACAGUUGAUACUUACAGUGAAUGAAAUUGGAUCCUUUUGACAUACAUUGAGUCAGUAAUGAUCUAUUUCACAAUAAAACAAUGAACUCAGCAAUUGUUCAAUAUCAUUCUUGCAUUUCAAACAAACUUUUAGUGUGUAGAAACAACGUUAUAAGAUACUUUAAAUUAAAACCAUUAAAAUAAGAGCAAUUUCGUAAUAUUUUUCAGAAGUAAAUGUACAGCUACCGGAGGACUCAAGCAAUAGAAGAAUAUUGUCGGGUACCAAAGGAACAAGAAAAGUAUUCUUACUUUUGGAAACUCCAGUCUUUGUGGGCUGGUGUCUUGCAAAUUUUAAAUGUCUCUCUUCUUCAGCACAGCUGUGUCCAAUAUUAGCUCAUUAGCAGAGCUUUGUAGAGGUUAACUGCAUGCUAGUGAGGCAGUUUCAACAUUUCAUUCAGGUGUCUAGGACAAGUGGCACAUCUAAACGUUGCAGAACUCUGGCCUUCGAGGACUGCAGUUUGAGACCACUGGUUUAUACACUUUGGAUUUCUUUGCGAUUGUAUGGGGUUGUUCAACAUGAAGUAACAGUAAAAGAAAAAUGUGAAUAGCUUUCAAAAAUCUAAAGUGUGUGGCAUGGAUUUGUAUUAAGCCCUCUUUAAACUGGUACCCUUUAAUAAAAUCCAGUGCAUCCAAUGAUUCAGACAUAGCUAAAUCAGAAGAGCCCACUUAUGUUUAAUUUAAUCUCAGUUUUAUUCCGGCUGUUCUGUGAAGAACUCAGGAGUUUGCUAAAAAAACAAAACAAAACACACACACACACACACACACUAGUGACGGAGUUGAAUCAUGAAGAUCAAGAAGCACAAACCAUAGGACAAGCCAGUCAAAUUUGUCCUAAAUGCAGAACUCUGCAUGGAUUUCAUGACACCAUGCUCAUGGUGAAACAUGGUGGUUAGAAAGUUAAAGUCCGUCUUGGUACGAGCAAAUUUUUCAAUCUGUUAGACGGUUUUUUCUCUCUUACAAUUGUCCUUUUUCUCAUAAGAUAAAACUUGUUUCCAGCUCCACGUCUUUGAAGUCAGAGUACAUGACGUGUACAGCCAAAGAAUGUUUUGUAUAUUCAUAAUAUUUAAGUAAAACCUUGUGUCUGCGUAAUUUUUUCCUGUUACAUAUUACAUGAGAAAAAAUAUUUUAGAUUAGUCAUUUUAUUGAAACAAUUUAGCUCAGGCUGUAAUGUAUCAUCUCUACAGUUUAUUUACUCAAAAACUCUACAAAACAUUGGAAAUAUAUUUUAUUUAAGCUUCUUUAUCAAUUAUCUUGUUGUCUUUUUGCUUAUAAUUAAAACACAAAUUCCAUUCAGUGGCCAA
Molecule: messenger RNA, 6453 nt
Organism: Gambusia affinis (western mosquitofish)
Lineage: Eukaryota; Metazoa; Chordata; Actinopteri; Cyprinodontiformes; Poeciliidae
Gene: megf6
Product: multiple EGF like domains 6
Exons: 37
Coding region: 110-4858 (1582 amino acids)
Molecular function (GO): calcium ion binding; protein binding
Source: RefSeq, a predicted model, not a curated record